Molecule: messenger RNA, 8342 nt
Organism: Schistosoma curassoni
Lineage: Eukaryota; Metazoa; Platyhelminthes; Trematoda; Strigeidida; Schistosomatidae
Source: the annotation of a GenBank genome assembly
AGGAUUUGUGAUAAAGCGCACAUUUAGGUUUUAUAGUGGAAGUGCGAGGUGGCAAACGUCUUUCGAGUUGUUGUAAUGUUGAAACCCUUAUAAGUACAGGAACCAUCUGAUGAGCUUUAAUUCAAGGCUUUUCAUUUGUUUGCCGGUCUUGAUAAUUGUAGUUGUUUCUCUCAUCUAAUUUGGGAACUAUAUAUUGUCCCAGUAUCGCGGAACUGAAAUAAAAAUCAGGAAAAAGGGGGUUCCCAAACUGGAAAUGUAUAUGGGGUUUCGAUUGCUGUGUUGAGUCUUGAAGGAAUAUGCAUUCCAUGAAAUAUUCCUAGUAGUCUAACGUAUUAAGUAGAUAUUCUUGCACUACUUUCAGUGCUAUUUCAAAAGGAAAAGAAAACUGUUGUUCACAAUCAAGUAAAACUUUCAAUUUUUCGUCGGUAACGUAUAAGGACUAUCUUUUUACUUCAAAUGAGUUAAUUACAGGAAGUAAUGACGCAUUUGCUAGCCUUUGUAUCUGUAUUGUUUGCACUCGCUUUGACUGUUUCUUCUCUGCGUAAUGGUUAUAAGCUGAAAAGUCAGGGUUUCUGGUUCAAAAAGGCUCGUCUCUCGCUGGCUAUGUGAAAAGACGAGGUGCUGAACAAUACGAGGCUGAAAUUAGAAGCUGGUGAAAAAUGAAUCUCAAAUUUGUGAAUUUUGAGUGAUAACGCUUCAAAAUCACUUUUAGAGCAGCACAGUGCCAUUAAAUUAGUCUACUUGACAAGCGAUCGUAGGUAAGUGAACAAAUGGACCCUUUCAUGCUGGAUGUAUUCGCCGUGACAGGAACGUUGCUGAUCCAAUCUGUAUACGAUAAGUAACUUAAUUCUGAAAAUUCCAUGUAACUAAAGGUUGGCAAAACCCACAAGUGUAAAGCAUGAUCUACCUUAUUUGUUGGAUACUGCUUCCUUUACUGUUAUUGAUACCAUAUCUCAUGAGAGUGAAAUGUAAGACUUAGUUGUCGCUUGAAAUGGAGGGAACAAGAGCUGCUGCAUAGUUUAGUUUAUUGUAGCCCCAAAUAUGAGGUAAUUGAUACAUUGCCAGUCACUCAACACUUGAUUUAUUAUCAGUCGAUGUUUGAUCUUAGAGGACUCGUGCACCUGUCGUAGAUUUACUCAAUGCAUGUCCUACUCAUCGAGAAUCUUUCCCUAAUUUUCUAUUCAGCUGGUAGGUGGUAUUUUGACAAACUAGGUUGUUGCUGAUGCUAUGCAGUCACCGGACAUUGAGUAUCUUGCGUAGACAUUUGGUUGUAAAUACCAGUAUAUUUUUGAUGAUGGUUGCAGUAGUUUUCCACGUUUCGACUCAAUACAGUAGAACUGUUCUGAUAUUUGUUUUGAAGAUUGUAACUUUGAUGUUGUCUAACAGUUGUCUUGAGUUCCAGAUGUUCUUCUGUCGUAGGAAUGCUACUCUUGCUUUGUCAAUCCUAGCCUUCACAUAUGUAUCUGAUCUCCCUUGUAUAUCGUUGAUACUGCUUGGGUACGUAAAACUUUCCACCUCUUCCUAAGCUUCCCCAUCAAGUGUGAUUGGGUUGAUGCUUUCCGUGUUGUAUUUUAUGAUCUUGCUUUUUCCCUUGUGUAUGUUGAGGCCUACUACUGAAGAGAUUGGGUGAUUGGCUGUCUUCAUGUGCAUUUGUUGAUGUGCAUGAGAAAGAACAACCAGGUCAAUAGCGAAGGCCAAAUCGUCCAGAUGCAUGCAGUUUGUUCAUUGUAUUUCAUGCUUUCCCUAAGAUGUGGAGAUCUUCAUAAUACAGUCAAUCACCAAAAGUAAAAGAAAGGGAUAUAGUGAGCAGAUAUUUCUGACUCCGGUCCUCACUUGGAAUGCAGCUGUCCUACAUGCACGAUUUUUCAGUGUAGUCCGUCGUAUAAAUUCGGCUUGUUGAUCUUGAAGUUGAGCGUGCACUGAGUUUUUCAUUCCGUUCAAUAAUAAUUUAUUGAAAACUUCCUGAUACUUAUAGUAGUGUGAUGCCUCUGUAGUUUUCACACUUGCUGAGGUCUUCCUUGGGUAUGAUCAUGAGGCAUCCAUCCCAGUAUGUCCCUUCUUAUUCUUCCUCUUAAAUGUUUUUGAAUAGAGCGUGGAACAUCUUUGCAGUUGCUUCUAUAUCUGACUUCUGUACUUAGGUUGAUAUGUUUUCUGGUCUAGCUGCUUUCCCACUCCUGAUUUGUCUGGUAGUCAUGCCAAUCUGUUCGAUUGUUGAUGGGUUAAAAGCUGUGGUAAUGUCUGUUUGUGUUGUUUCAAUGUCCGGUGGGGGCAUAGCUCUGGAUAACCUUCAUUGUAAUCCUCUCUUUGUUUUAAAGGAUGGUUUGGUGAUUCUGGAUCGAUGAGAUUCACAUCCUAUAAGCGCUCUUUGUGUUUCUUUAAAGAGCAUUACGUACAAAGCAUUUUCUUCAUAACCUAAGUACAACAGCAUCUCUUUCGAAGCUUAUCUUUUCUAUCCAGCUUAAGUUCGAUAGGUUUCACUUAUUUCGAGAAUUUCCAAGUUUUUUCUCCUCAUUUCUGUAGCUACUCGCCUAGUCCUCCUUGUGUCUCACAUUGUCCGGACAUCCCAUGUAUCUGUAUUGUUGCUCUGGUCGCCCUUGUGACUUCUGAAGAAUCUCGGCUUUCACAAUGAAGUGUCAUAAUUUUUCUGAAUGUAGUUCCUUCAACUCCCAGGUCAGAGUUUAAAUGGUUCAAGUGAGUUUUUUGGUUAGCAUUUUUUUAGCAAGGCUGUGUUUCUAUGGAUGGCAUUUCUGACCCCUCACCCAACCCUCCCCGUUUAUCUACUGUUGGGACUGGCAUUAACCCUAGAAGGGCUACAGGCAGGGUUACAUCAUUAUGUACCUUGAAGGAUUUAAGGAAAACCAAGAGACUUUUUAUCAUGGUUCAGUAAUGAGCUUCGUACCCCUCUCUGCAAAAGAAAAAAUAAUGUGUGGGUAAACUAUUUUAUGUGCUACACAUGCCUAAACACCGUUUACCACGACGUGCAAUGCUGACUAGUGCUGGAGAUGAUUGGAAGAAAGUUAGGGGUGACCAAACCAAAACGUGGCAUCAGUCCUUGAAGUCACUAACUUCUGGUCUGAGCCAUGUUGGUGGAUGCAGACUACUUGGUUGGAGUCCGCACGACUAUCGUAACCAAUGGUUGGAGACUCUGGGUGACACUACUCAGAAUCGAUCAAACUGGCAUAGGUUUAUACACUCAUUGUUUUCCCUUAAACUGUGAGAUUAAAAUUGCUUUAUACAUUUCUUUCUACAAACUAAUUCUUUCUUCCUGUACUAUAUCCUUAUUGCAAUCUUUUUUUAUAUAUUGCUACCACUGAGUUAACUGCUUCUAUGAAUUCGGUGUUUAUCUUGUUGUGCUAAUGAAAUGUGGCAACUUGGACUGAUGCAUAUAUGUUUCUGGUCCUACGUUGUAUAUGACUGACUGACUAUUGUUAUUAGGCUUUGAUGAAACUAUAUCUUAGUAUAAAAUGACAGAAAUAUUUGUUUCUUGGCCGUAUAUAAUUCUAGAAGGAAGUGUAAAUAAAAUUGUGGUAAAGAUUCUGUACAAUGCCCUAGGCACUUAUAUCUUCUUAUGAGCCGAAGGACAAAGAGUAGGUCUGUACCCCAGCAUCAUAUAAACGUGGUGUUAUGACAUCGCCAGUUAGAGAUGUCUAAGACAAAGCCCGGGUAUUCAAACUACGUGAACAAUGUUUAUAAUGUAGAGACGCCUUUUCCCCAGGUAAAAAUAAAUCCUUACAAUUAAUAAACUUGUAACCUGUGAUAUGUUACAUAAGCUUGAUGUAAGAAAACCUGUGGGACCCCAUGAACUGAUUCUAGAUUACUAAAGGGACUUCGUCGUUUUAUUGCAAAUCCCUUAAGUCUUUACUUUGGUCCAUCUGUAACCCAAAGUGAAUUAUCCAGAAACUGGGAAAACAUUAGUGAGUCGUAUCUUUGAAACAGGGUCAAAAUGUAAACCUAGAAACUACUAUACUGUAUCAUAGUUGUCAGUAUUCCAAAAAUGACUCGCAAGGAGUUAGUCAAAUAUUUAGAUGGAAAUCUGAUCGUCGAUUAAUGUUUCCUGGUGUAAAUUGGUGCAUGUAGAUCACCAGGGUAUGGCUACAUACACGGGAAAUAAUUUUGAGCUACCCCUUAUCCAGACGCACUGCUUUAGGAGUGCUUGUCGAUCAAGACUCGAGGACCAAAGUACAACGCCGUCCAACAGCUGCCAAAAGUUCUAAAACCCUCUAGUCAGUACGUAUAACCUAUAGAAACACGGAUUUUGGAAAUUUUCCAACUAAGUUCGUUUGACCAACACAUGAGUAUUUCAUACUGACAGGCAGCCCCUGUUUAAAAACAGGCAAUGAGCUGUCGGAAAAGGUCCAGAAAACCCCAACUGAGUUGAUCCCCACAAUCGCAAGGUUAGAUGUAGGCAUAGAAUGUGUAAGGCAAUAUAACUCCCGGGAUGGAGUUCCAUAAUAGGCAGUAACCAGAGCAGGUUCGCAUAUUAUUCGUGUCCUCGAUAUCCAAGGCCCUACUUACACCAUUGCUUUGGAAUUAGGGUUUCCCAACUUCCUUAGACGGAUCUUCCGUUUCUGUUAAUCCGGCUCAUGCUUCUGACGUCCACUUUCACCUCAUUUUUACAGAAACCCAUGUCACUUAAAAGCAGGAAAUGAAACGUCCCUAGAAAAGGUUACAUACUCGCAGACAUGAUAACUUCUGGUUAAGGAGAACAGGAUCGAUCCUACUAUUGGAUUUAAAGACAGUCGUGGGUUCAUUCUGACUGUACAUCGUCAGUUUUACAACACAUCGAUGAGUGCAGUUCUAUUUCGUACUUGGGAGGUCUGACUUCUAAAUCGAGGGUAGCCAUCUCCGAGGGUUUCCCAAUACGGGUUAGAACAAAUGUUGAUAGCACUAAAGUCAAUUAGCUUAUUAGGUGGCUUGGUCAUGAUUUACAAAUUCCAUUUCAAUGGCUUUCACAUCGCUCAUUAUUUCCCGACACGGAUAGUAGGAAAAGCCAAAAGAUGGCUGUUUUAUGAAGUGAAUCCGUGAAACAAGAUAGGUGUAUAAAACUGGUGUCUGUCAUGCAUCAUGGAGUCAUUAUUCAAGUCCUAAAAAUCAUGUUACUCAGCGGCUCGAGAAAUUAUCAAAUACGGCUCGAAAUAGAAGCUCAUUCUGAUUCUAUUGUUUCCUACGAUCGAAGUUUCCACCGUUUGUAUUUUUAGAUGAAUAGUAUCUUGUACUGACAACUAUACUAAUUUAUUAAAUGUACGACUUUUCCUUUUUCAUAAUUUAAUUUUUUUUUAGUAUUCUUACCGAAAUUUGUCUUACAAAUGAAUAAGAGUCUCGAUAAUGUUAGAUAUUAAUGAUAUAUCCACCAGACUUUUGCAUCAAAGCGCCUAUGUCCCAUAGUGAAUAGGUCAAUGGAAUAAUAAUCUCUAUUUUAUAAAUUAAUCGGUUUUUAUUCAGGGUUCUUAGAGUUCACAUACAUUUCAAUUUAAUGCGACAUUUGACUACACCUGAAGUUGAAUAAAUACCUGCCUGCUCAUUGAUAAUUCAUUUGUUAUCGUUGCAGCACUUUUUUUACUUAAAUACUAUUAUCAAUAAUUAUAUAAUUUCCGAAUAUCGUGGCCAAAAAAAUGGUGUUAAACGAGGUAAAUAAGCCACUCACCAUGGCUUUCACGUACGUUAACAGAGGUGGUUGGCUUAUGUUAUGCUCACUAUUCGCGCAGAAUAGUUUACUGUAGAUUGGAAAAAAAUCUAAUCAAUCCUGAGUUUAGACUAAUCAGUUUCAUUCAUCAAUGUGAUCAUUGGGCUUUGUACUCGUAUGUAAUAAAAUAAAGUUUUCUUGACUUGUAAGUCUUCUUUUUGCCCACUGACUUUUAGUAUAUUUUUUCAUGUUUUUGAGAAGUGUAGUGUGUAAAAUUAAUAUGCACACAAAAUAAUCUUCAUCUUUCAUUCGGUUGAGAUAGGUUUUUAAUUGUUUGCUAACUGUCAUUAUAUAAUGUCUUAAAAAUAAGUUUCCGGAUCCUUAUUUUUAGGUUGCUGAUUGUGUGGUAUCAGUUAGCUCACAGAAGUGUCAUUCCUUGUGUAUAUAUGUUUGGUCUCAACGUAUUACGUGUAACCUUCAAAGAUAAUCUUUUCCUACAUAACAAUUCGGUGACAAUUUAAAGCCAGUCAGAAAUACUGGAUUUUAACUAUUUAAUAGUCUAUCUUUCAGUAAAUGGAAAAUCCUGGAGCCGGUACUCCAGUAAAAAUAUGCCCAUAUGGUGAAGAAUUCGGAAUAACCACUCCAUCUGGGGGUUUGAUUUUUAAUCCAUUCCAUAAAGAAUUUCUCAGUCGUGUUGAACAAGUGAACUUCAGCCCAGGAAUAUUUGCCUACAAUCCCAGUCCGAUUAGCAAAAGUGGUUCAAGGAAAACAACUCCCAACAGAAUCAAGACACCUUUUAUCUUAUCUCCUGACAUUCAGGGAGAAUUGUUCCCUGCUGAUAUAGACGAAAAUCCAAUACUACAAUUGAAACUUCAAGAGAAACUGGAUACUCAGUGUGAUGAUGAGAUUCAGAAUAGAAUUCAUAGCUUUUUUAAAAAUCAUCUUAUUGCACCGAGCCCUGACACAGUAGUAUUUGACUCACCAACCAAAUUCCACUCCAGUUGUCUCCCAAGGACUUCAUCUCUUCUACCUACAGCUACUCCUUUAGGUAAAAAGAAAAAGAAUUCCUAUAUUCUAGGAAAUACUUCAAGUUGUAUGUGCGAAGUUGCAGUACAAACAUCAAUCUCUAUGCCUCCAUCAUUUGAUUUUGAGUCAGUUAUGCAAAUUGCUUUUGAACAGAAUCAUUCAAUGAAAAAUCUAUCCGUUGCGAAAUCUUCAGUUAUGUUGUCAAUAACAUCAAAUGAAAUGAUCAUCAAUGAUGAUAAAUCAAAUUCACAACAAAAAUCGGAUCCAUUCACAAAUAGUAUAUCAUUAUCAGCUUGUGCAGUUGAUCGUCCUAUUCCUUGCAAUUCAAAUAGUAACUCUUUGUCAAUACUUCAUAAAAAUUCUCGUCAUUUACUUAGUCGACGUAGUCUCUUCUCUGAUUCAUCCGAAAUAAAUGAAGAACCUAGUUACACGGUCGUAGAUGACAAUGAAUUGAAUGAACAACAACGUACAUUAACUUCAUCUGACGAUUUAAGUCGUCAUAAUCAUCAUGAUAAUUUAAACUUUUCAUCUGUUAUUACACAACCAGCAUGUUCAAGCUAUCUGUCAUCAACAAAAAUGGAUUACGGAUCUUCACAUACAAAAUUCAGUAUUGAUAAAUUUUCUCCUAAAAAUGAAUCAAGUUCUUUAUUGAUUAAAGAAACUGCUGCGUUACAAAUGUGUUUGCCUGCAAGUUGGGCUGAUACUGUUGGCAAUAGUGAUAGUUCCGAUGAUGAUAAUUAUUAUAAUGAUGAUAGUAAUAAUGAUAUUAAGAAUAAUGAUGAUAAUUUAACAGAUCAAGAUAAUUCAGUCAGUAUGCAUACGUUGAAUCGAACUACAGUUGAACAGAUUUCUAAAAAUAUUGAUAAUAAUGAUAAUGUUAUAUAUUUCGAUGAUACUAAUACAAAUGUUGGUCAUUACAAACAUAUUGAUUAUUGUUCAUCUCAAAUGAAUUCACCACAAUAUCAACAACAAUAUCGUUGUGGUAGUACUAGUCCAAAUGUUUGUUACACUGAUAUAUCAUUUCAAAGUCCUGAUUUAUCACCAAUCUUACCUAUACAUCGUAAGAAUAGUUGUACAAAUUGUCCACUAUUUACUGAUGAAGUUAAAGAUAUUUCCCUUGUUCAAACUAACAUGCAUAUGAAUGAGAUUAGUAGUAAUCAUGGAAGUAUGCCAGCGAAAUGUUUAUUCCCGCCUAAUUUGAAUGGAUCAACUUGACAACAGUAAUAUUAUUACUGUUGUUGUAAUGAUAAAUUGUCGUAAUAUUAUUGCAAUAAAAUAUGUAGUAGUCAUAAUGAUAAUUUUGUCACGUGAAAAAUGUGGUUAUACGAUUACUCUCUCUCUCUCUCUCUGUUAUCCCGCCUCCUACCGACUUACAAUGAAUCGUUUUAAUUGUACUAACAUUGUGUUUUUUUUCUCCCAGCUCUGUGACCGGAUGAUUACUUUUUAUCUCACGUAAUACCUUUUUUCUUGAUUAAUGUAUAACUGAAUGCGUUAUUAACAAUCAAUAUUCUUGUCCAAAGUUAUUUUUUCUUUAAAGACAAGGCUUUACUACUAUUUGUAAGUGACUUCUUUUUUUCGUAAAAAUAAAACAUCAUUCUGUGGUAUUUGCAAUAAUUAACUAGUAUUAUUUACUAGUAAUUUGUCCAUCUUAUUUUCUCAUUUUAAGCCAAAAAUAUUAAUGUUAUUAGAAUUA